AUGAAGAUCGUGAAGUACUGCUCCCUCGUGCGGGUUGCAAGGGGGCCUGAAAACGCAGAGGACUUCCUCCGCCGCUGGCAGGCGAGCUUUGACGAGACUGAGCAUGGCACCAAGGGCAUCAAACACGGCGGGCGGAGGGGUGGCCGAGGGGCAGCACCCCCUGGCUCCCCCCCGCUCAGGUGGAAGGGGCCCUUUGAUCGGGUGCCCAUCUCCGAGCAGGAACCGAGGGGCCAUGUUCUGGCGCCAGACCUUCCCCCCCAAGCCGAGGCCGACAUGCUGCUGUUCGAGAGGUGUCUGUUCGUGCUGCGACGGGGCCACAUGUCCCUCCAGCCUUCGGCGCCGCUGCAGGAGCUGGAGUCUCGGGGUCUCCUGUCGCCCUCGCUCACCUAUGAGGACCCCUGGCUGCAGCUCAACGGCAGGGAGGCGGUGCAGCGCCUCAUGCAUCAGCUGGAGUCGGCGGGGAUGGAGCUGGAGCUAUGCAAGAUCUUUGGCCGCGUGACCUCCUUCGGACCCCCCCGCCCCGCCCAGGAGAUCCUUGACGCCGAGCGCGGCGCCUGUGGGGUGUGCCUGGGUCCUGCCGGGGCCCGGCCCCGCUUCGCCCGGCUGGCGUGCGGAGCGCCGGACCCGGCGGCGAGGCCUGACUAUGGCGGCCUGCCGCUGCGGGGCAUCACCGACCCCGGGCGGCGCGGCGCGUGGGGGAGCGGCGGGUACGCGCCCGUGUCGGCUCCAGCCGACGCCGCGCCGCGGCGGUGGCCGGAGAGGCACGAGACGGACGAGGUGCUGACCCGCGAGGAGGCGGAGGGCAUCCUGAGGAGCAUGCUGGGCGCCAGGUUUGACAAGACCAUGGCCCAGUUCUCGCGCGAGGGCAAGCGCAAGGGCGCUGCAGGCCGAACCCCGGAGAGGGGCACCCGCUGGAUGACGGGGGAGUGCCUGACGGCGAGCGUCACGCUGCGCUAUGCAGUCGACCCGGCGGCCUGCCAGGUCAGCGCGAUCACCUGCAACUGGGGGUCGGUGCACGGGGCGCUGCACGACGCCAUGGCAGCCUACGACAUCUACGUGCGCCAGGCGGGAGUGCUCUGGAUGGAGGACGAAGGAGCCGAGGAGGAGAGCUGA
Messenger RNA from Auxenochlorella protothecoides, 1113 nucleotides. RefSeq lists its product as hypothetical. The record is from RefSeq and is a predicted model, not a curated record. The coding region runs from base 1 to 1113 and encodes 370 amino acids. NCBI's taxonomy places the organism in Eukaryota, Viridiplantae, Chlorophyta, Trebouxiophyceae, Chlorellales, Chlorellaceae. The transcript has 6 exons.